CGAACUGUCAUCACUUAUGGCCGCUCCAACAAACGACGAGAAACAGAAACAGCAAUGUGUGCGAAUCAUAAUGGGUUUAUUAAAGUGAAUAUUAAGUAAAUUGUGCAAUCCAUAAAAAUCAAAAAGCACUUCGAACGUGCGCCUCUCACACCAUGGAAUCGUCCAUUAAGCUUAAGGACACCAACAACUGCAAUGCCACCAACAACAACAGCAGCAACGUUGGCAGCGGCGUCGCCGUGGGCGUCGCAGCAGCGCAUUCCAUCUGCAGCAGUGACAGCUUCAGCAUUAUGCCACCGCCUCAUCACGAGCUGGUCAGUGCCAACAGCAUCGAACUGAACGCAGCGGCCUCGCUGAGCGAUGACAGCGGCGUCCCACUGACCACCAACAGCUCCAUAUCUAGUGGCGACUCCUACCGCAUUGGCAUGUGCAAGUUCGAAAUCGAGAUGGUCGAGAGCGAUGGCGAGGUGUCGCAGUUCGAUUCGCUGGACAAUUGCUCGGAAGGCGGGAUGAGUGCCGAGAAUUUUAAUACGUUAAAAAAGGGCCCAUUGGCGCCCAUUGAUCCACCGCCUGAGUUUCAGGACUCGCCACAGACGACCCUGGUACGUUCCAUCUCGAAGAAUAUUGUGAAUAGCUUGCGUCGUUGGACUUCUUCGCAAUCAUCCUUCGAGCAUUUAAAGGACUACAGCGGCAGUGCCGGCGAUGAUGUGACUAUGGUGAGCGCCGUGGCAGCGGCAGCGGCGGCGGGCAAUGUAAACAACGAGCUGGUGUUGGUGCUGGCCACCGGCGUCGGCAUGGGCAUGGGCGUGGGCGUAGCCGGCAUGACGGAGAGUCCACCGUCGUGCUUGGAUCAAUUGGAUGGGGGCGUUUGCAAUCGGGAGCAGCAGCAGCAACAGCAGCUGCUCAAUGGCUGUCAGGAGCGUACGUUGAAGGAGUCGUACGCCAUCAACAAGCAUCUGUACUCGAGCGAUUCCAUACUGAACAGUCACACGGACAACAUAUACGAUGAGCCCAAUAAUAUAAUCAGCAGCUCGCUGGGCAACAGUGUGGACAUCAUUGAUGAGUCGGAUCAAUCAUUUUCAUCGCCUUUGCCCUCGCCACCGCCACCUGUCUCGAUAAUUAAAAUCAAGCAGACGCUGUGUCCAUACUAUCAGGAUCACACGCGCUACUUCAAGGCCAUACCCACAGAGCAGGACAGCAUUGCGAGCGCCAAGGCGGCGGCAGCAGCUGCGGCGGCCCAACAGCGCUUCAAUAGCGCCGGUCUCUCGGAAAUACAUGAUUAUGAUCUGUACUAUGGGGCGAAGCGGCAACAGGAGAGCAGUCUGCAGCGACGGCAGCUCCUCUACAGUCCGCUGGGCCACAACAGCCACUGUCACUAUCACCCCAAUCAUCAUCAUCAUGCCACGCACCAUGCUCAUGCCCAUCAUCACCAUGCCCAUGGGUGUGGCCAGCGUCCGAACUCGCGUAAUUCUCUGAACAGCCGGCUGAGCAGUUCGCACAACUCGCUGAAUGUGUCGUCGGCGAACAAGCCGGACGACUCCAUUUUUAUCACUCAGGCGAUGUCGCACGAUGCGCUUUUCACGCGCGAGAUAUCCGACUUCUACAAUGUGCCCAUCGACUCGGACAUCUAUGCCUUCCCCGUCGACAUGAUCGAGCAGCAGCGGGAGCAGCGCGACCUCGAGCUAGACAUCAACUCCGGCGGCAAGCAAUCGUCGAGCUAUCACACGACUGUUGCCUCCGGGAAGGGAGCCGGCGCGGGCAGGCGGAAUAAGCGGAAUAAGCGCAAACAACGGCAUGGUGGCGCCCAAAGCACGCACGAGACGAGCGACGAGUGUGGCGGGGAGAAGACGGGCAAGCAUGGCAAGUACCGCAUCCCCACCAAUGCGCUGCCCAGCGGAGGUGUUGGAGGUGGCAUUGGUAGCGGCAUCGCCUCAUUUCACAGCGAAAACGAACGUCACGAACCGCUCCACAUGACUCUAAACGAGGUGAAACAAUUCUAUCACACGCUCUACUCGGAUGCGGGUAAGUCAACCACAUCCAUGGGCAUGUCCUCGACAUCGGCGGCCAAUUCGCUGCACCACGGCUUGCAGGCGCAAGUGGCGGGCAAGAUGCCUUUGGUGAACGGCGUGAAGAGCUCCAAUGAGACCAUUUGGAGCAUUUCGACCAACACAACGACAACGACGGCGCGCACGCGCAGCAGCGUUGGCGGCAACACACGAGCAACCACCACCAGCACCACAACCACCACAAACAACACCGCCGGCAACGACAACAACAAAUAUCUCAGCAAACAGAGCAAACACAAUCUCGACAACGACAAGCUUAACAACAAUAACAAUACGCUGGGAAAUGUCAGCAACUAUUUGCAACAAGCCCCCUUGCCCCAACAGCAACAGCAACAGCAGCAGCAACAACAGCUCUCCGCGACAGAGAAGCUCCAGGAGCAGCCGAACAACAAGCAUGUCCUGCACACCGAAAAGAAGUCGCAGUUUACGCUUAAUCUGAAGCAGAAGUUCUGCAGCAUUUUCCGUUUUCGUCGCAACCACAGUCGCUGCCGAGCAGCGGCCGCCGCUGCUGCCGCCGCUGCUGCUGCUGCUGCCGCCUCGAACGGCACAGCGACCACAGAUACGGAGGAGGCGCAAAAUUGUCUGAAUCGCAGCCAUGUGGAGCACGGAGCCGCAGAUCUGCGUAAAAAGUUUCAGUCACGCGCCUUGCCACCAUUGCCAAAGAAGGCUUAUGCCAUUAAUGCCGCUGAGCCUGCGCAGGAUCUGGAGCAAAGGAAAGCAGCGUCUGAGCCGCGUGCGCUGCAAUUUACCUCAAGCAUUGAGAAAGUCAAAGACUACGGUUGGUAUUGGGGUCCGCUGUCCAGUGAGGCCGCUGAGAAGGUGCUAUCCAAUGAGCCAGACGGCUCCUUUAUUGUCCGCGACAGCUCAGACGAUCAUUACAUAUUCUCACUGAGCUUCAAGCUAAACAAUUGUGUGCGUCAUGUGCGCAUCGAGCAGGAUCAGGGUACAUUUUCGUUCGGCUCCUAUGCGAAGUUCAAAUCUCAAACUAUAACCGAGUUCAUUGAGAAGGCUGUCGAGCAUUCGCGCAGCGGCAGAUAUUUAUUCUUUCUGCAUCGCCGGCCGGAACAUGGACCAAUGCGAGUGCAAUUAACCAAUCCAGUAUCUAGAUUUAAGCAUGUACAAAGUUUGCAGCACAUGUGCAGAUUUGUUAUACUAAAAGCAGUUAUACGAAAGGAUCUAAUACAGACAUUGCCAUUACCAAGAAGACUUUUAGACUAUCUUAACUAUAAGCAUUGCUACUCCGAGCAGGUGGAGAGCGACAGCUCACACUCGCAGAUUUCCGGUGAUGGCUCCAUGUAAUAUCCAAAUAGGAAGACGACGGAUGGGAGCAGAAAGAGAAGAAAUGCUUGCAUGGCGACUUGCAUUGACUUGCAUAAGAUAAGGGGAAACGAAACAAAACGAACGGAGAAGCAAAAGCGAAAGCAAAAGAAAUUAUUAAAUUACAUAAGUAGUAGAAUUUAAAGGAAAUGCGUUAAAGCUUGACAGGCGCGAAAGCAUAAAGCGAAAGCGUUCACCAUUAACAGUUCAUUUGAUGCGCAGAAACCAACAAAAUGCAAGAGAAUCGAAAGGAAAGAGAAGAGAUGAGAAGAGAACACUUUAACACACAAAAUUGAAGAGCAAAAAACACUUUGUUUAUUGAACAUUUUUUGUACUCGGUGCUAUACUAUAAAAUAUUGACUAUUUAAUGAGAAAGCGAAACAAAACAAAACACAAUUAUAAUUAAUAUCGCGUAGUCAAGUAAAGAAAAUAAAAAUGAGAAUUAAUGAGAAGAGGGACAAGAGAACAGAUGUACAUAAGCAUAACACACCACACACAAACACAGACACUCCCUAGACACACACAAACGGUGGAGGAGAAGGAAGUGGAGGAGGACAGAACAUCUGAAACUUUGCGCACAAUUAUUGAGCGCAGUUCGAAUGGUUUUUGUUUUUGUAUUCGUUUUGUUUUUGUUUGAAUUAGAUUGAAUUUAAAUUGAAUGCUUGCCUUUAGCUGUGAUUUUAUAAAACAUGCGCAAAAAUUGUGAAUUGUGACUUAUUAUUAUGCAUAUAAAAACAAAUACAAAUACAUAUACAUAAUUAAUUGUCAUUGUGAAACGUUAGAAUAUGGGAAGGAAGGAAGGAAGAGUAUUCCACUUCUCACAACUCAACUCUUGCUCAAUAGGCGUGUGUGCAAAGUUUUUGUUGCACUGUAAUGUAAAACAACAACAAACAGCAAACAGAACAGAACCGAACACAACAUUAUGUAAAUCUUAACAAGCAUAUAGUACGUAUACAUAUUAUAUAAAUGUUUAUGUAAUAUUAAUUAUGUAUGUAUUUCAUAUAAUUAGUUGAUGUGCUCAAAAAUUAAUGAAUGAACGACAACAAACCAAACAACCACAACAACAACAACCGGAGAACCAACCCAUGCAUGCAAAUAACGUACUAGAAAUGUACAAUUCAUUUCUCAAUUGUUAACUAAUUUUGUUUUUAAUUACUUUCUGUAUUUUUGUUAUUAUGUUUUAA
Messenger RNA from Scaptodrosophila lebanonensis, 4564 nucleotides. RefSeq lists its product as uncharacterized. Lineage: Eukaryota; Metazoa; Arthropoda; Insecta; Diptera; Drosophilidae. The record is from RefSeq and is a predicted model, not a curated record. The transcript has 9 exons. Gene Ontology annotation, cellular component: phosphatidylinositol 3-kinase complex. Gene Ontology annotation, biological process: phosphatidylinositol phosphate biosynthetic process; intracellular signal transduction. Bases 153 to 3362 code for a protein of 1069 amino acids. Gene Ontology annotation, molecular function: 1-phosphatidylinositol-3-kinase regulator activity.